CAGUUCUUCUGCUCGCGAUCCGUGAUCGCAUCCCGCGCUUGUGUGAGAAUAUGAACUUAAUUUUUCUCUCCUGUGAUCAGAAACCGUGAGGACUAAUGGGGAUUGUUUCACUCUGCCUUGUCUUUAACUUCUGGCUUAGCACUGUCGGAGGGACGUGUUCUCAAUUCAGCGCUCUCUCCUGUGACGAGUGUCUGCAGCUGGGGCCGAAGUGCGCCUGGUGCACACUACAGAACUUCACUGACUUUUUCUCAAUCGAUGAGAGAUGCGACACACCGGAGACUCUUCUUCAGAAGGGAUGCUUGGCCGAGUUUGUGGAGUUCCCCAUCCAGAAUGUCAAGGUGCUGAAGGCCCAAGGGUUAGGAAAGAGUGCUGGCCACAUCAAUGUUUCAUACAUAGCGCCACAGAAGAUGCGCCUCCAGCUUAGACCAGGAAGUCAGCUGAGCUUUCAGAUUCAAGUGGAGCAACCACAGGACCAUCCUGUGGACAUUUAUUAUCUGAUGGACCUGUCAGGCUCUAUGGUUGAUGAUCUGAAAAUGAUCAAAGACUUGGGCUCAACUCUCUCAAAAGAGAUGGCUAGUCUUACCAGCAAAUUCAGACUAGGAUUUGGCUCCUUUGUGGAGAAACCUGUCCUGCCUUACAUCAAGAUAACAGCUGAGGAACUUGCCAAUCCCUGCAGGAGUGUUGAUUUUGAAUGUCUGCCCACAUUUGGAUACAGACAUCUGCUUUCAUUAACCAGCAGUACAGACAAAUUUAAUGAGAUAAUCUCAAAACAGCGAGUGUCAGCCAACAUUGACGUGCCAGAGGGUGGUUUUGAUGCCAUCAUGCAGGCAGCAGUGUGUGGGGACAGAAUUGGUUGGCGGAACGAUUCCAUGAAGUUGCUGGUAUUCGUGAGCGAUGCAGACUCCCAUUUUGGGAUGGACAGCAAAAUGUCUGGCAUUGUUGUUCCUAAUGAUGGGGAGUGUCACCUGGACAGCAAUAAUGAGUAUUCCAUGACUGCCCACUUGGAGUAUCCAACAUUAGGGCAGCUCAUAGAGAAGCUGGUUGAAAACAAUAUCCUCCUCAUAUUUGCUGUGACUGAAAACCAGAGACAGAACUAUGAGAAUUAUGCAAGUCUGAUUCCUGGAGCUACUGUGGGGGUGUUGGAGACGGAUUCAAGGAACAUUCUGGAACUUAUCAUGACUGCAUAUAAGGAACUGAGAUCAGAGAUUGAUCUAGAGGUUCUGGGUGACACAGAGGGUCUGCAGAUUUCCUUCACAGCACUCUGUCAGGACGGGACCAUCCUCCCCAGGCAUAAAAACUGCUCCAAUGUCAAAGCUGGUGAUGUGGUAUCCUUUAACGUUACAGUCGAGUUAAGCGGCUGCCUUGCCGGUCCACAGCGGUUUUCUUUGCGGCCGGUGGGCUUCCAAGAUGCCCUGGAGAUUGAGCUGGAGUCUCAGUGUGUGUGUGACUGCCAUCAAAUCCCCGAACCAAACAGCACUCACUGCAGCCAUGGAGCGCUUGUGUGUGGAGCCUGUGUGUGUAAUCCAGGUUUUGUGGGGCCGAAGUGUGAGUGCACAGAGGACCAAGAACAAAUCAGUGACUGCAGAGCACAUGAAGGUGCUGAGAUGUGCAGUGGCCAGGGCGAGUGUUUCUGUGGACAGUGUGUGUGUCACCCGUCCAGUUUUGGACAUGUGUAUGGACCGAACUGUGAGUGCAACGACUUUUCGUGCCUCAGAUUCAGAGGACAGCUUUGUGGAGGUCACGGGGAAUGUGACUGUGGGGAGUGUGUGUGUCACACCGGUUGGAUGGGGGAGUUUUGUAACUGUAGCACCAGCAGCAACUCAUGCAUGUCUGUGGAUGGAUCCAUCUGCAGUGGACGGGGCAAAUGUGUCUGUGGAAAGUGUGAGUGUACCGUUCCCGGAGCCUCGGGAGAACGCUGUGAAAGGUGCACUACCUGUGGAGAUGUGUGUAGUUUACCCAGGUCUUGUGUGGAGUGUUACCUCAAAGCUAAGGAUCUAUCAGAUGAGUGUUCCUUAAAAUGUAACUCUCUUCAUGCUACUGUCAGCAAUUCCACAGACUUUGAGGAGAGCCGGGCGGCACUGUGCACAUUGCAGAGUGAGGAUAGCUGCCUGCUGUCUUUCAGCCUGGUGGACAGCGAUCAUGGCAGCACCAUCUACAACCCCAAAAUUUAUGACUGUCCCAAGCCUCCAAACGCACCACUGAUCGCUCUGGGUGUGUGCAUGUCUGUCCUAAUCAUUGGCAUUGUGCUCUUGGUGAUUUGGAAGUUUCUUGUUUCUGUCCAUGACAGGAAAGAGGUUGCCAAGUUUGAGUCAGAAAAGGCGAGAGCAAAAUGGCAAUCGGGCACAAAUCCUCUUUUCAGGAGCUCGACAUCAACAUUUAAAAAUGUGACUUACAAAAGUGCAGGGCAGCAGAAAGUUGAUGUUUCUUAGGACUACUGACCAAAAGUUAAAAACACAGAACACAAAUUUCUUUUUACCAAGAGCUAUUACUGUUUUGUUUUUAUUUUAAUUUAAUUUGUUGUACUGUAUAAGUGAGACAUUGUGUGUAUUUGUUUGCGUUUCCAUAGCGGGGACAUCCGGGAGGAUCCUUAAUUGGGAAAAUGAAUCGUACAUUAUAGACAUUAUAAUUAGCUUCAUAUAUAUAUAUAUAUAUAUAUAUAUAUAUAUAUAUAUAUAUAUAUAUAUACAGUU
Molecule: messenger RNA, 2690 nt
Organism: Xyrauchen texanus (razorback sucker)
Lineage: Eukaryota; Metazoa; Chordata; Actinopteri; Cypriniformes; Catostomidae
Product: integrin beta-6-like
Exons: 16
Coding region: 96-2429 (777 amino acids)
Biological process (GO): cell-matrix adhesion; integrin-mediated signaling pathway; cell adhesion mediated by integrin
Cellular component (GO): focal adhesion; cell surface; integrin alphav-beta6 complex
Molecular function (GO): integrin binding
Source: RefSeq, a predicted model, not a curated record